AUGUCUGCGGCUGUCGACUCUAAGACCGCUGCCGCAUAUCUCAUUGAUCCAAUGAAUGCCCCCGAACCAUCACAUGAAACAGGUCCAGGCACACACUUCGGCAGCACAUUCGCUCCAGCAGCCUCGUCGUCCAAUGCUCCACUCUCUGCGUCACGAACGUCGAUUGGCAGCAACAACCCAUUCCGCGACAGCACCGAGAAGCGACGAUCGCCCAAGCAGUCUCCCCCGCUCGAGAAGGGCGGAGCAUCAAGUCAUGCUCGCCAUGUGAGCAGUGGCAGCAGAGGCAGCAGAGGAAGCCCGCCAGCCCAAUUUCCUGCGUAUCGUGCUGACGCAUUCGGCGACUACAAUGACACGCGACCACGUCGAUCGGGUAGCGGGGGACGACCACCUCCAUCGUACGAGGAGGCCAACUCAGGCAACAACUCCCCAAAUCAAAAGGGACACCGUCGCCGAACAAGUUCGCUCUCGGCGCGCUACCCUGGGGAUGAUAGUCACAAACCGUUGGACGUGCUUCGGAGGGACAGCAAGAAGGCCUAUCGUUCGCCACAUCUGAAGAAGCACCACAUCCCGGGAGCAGACACUGUCGACCGCCUUGAUCCGGCUAUUGGUGGCAAGGCAUAUCACCACGAAGGCCCAUACGACGCAGCGCUGCUGGCGAGGAAUACUAGUUACAGGAAUUCGCCGGUCGCAGCGCUGGAGACUAGCAACCAGGAGGCUCUCAAGGCUACGCCACGAGAAAAUGUCCAAGAUGCUCUGGAGCGGCACAAGCCCCUCGAUGGCGUCGCUGUUGUUCCUCCAGGCAUGCCCGAUCGAUUCGGCAGAGUGUACAACUAUGAGGAAGGGGCGGAUUUGAUGCACGAGGAGAACAACGAUGGUCCGGGCUACAAGAGAUGGCCAGACAAGGACUACUCACCAGAUGAUCUCAAGGGCAAGGGCGACACUUUCGAACUCGACAGAGCCCUGAGGGCACACAAGAUCAGCGACGAUGGAGGCAUCGAAAUGCAAGACGGUCGCAACCUUCGCAAAAGCUACGACCAGCAGCAGCGCGCAGGCGCUAUCGACAGCCGUGACCCAGUCGAAAUCGCUGGCGGCCAAGACAAGUACGUCGAAAUGGAGUUUGCCCACACUCGCGACGCCGAUGCUCGUGUAAAGCGCAGCGGCAGUCUGCGUGAUGGCUUGAAGAAGCGCAUUGGCAGCUUGCGCAGGAAGCACCACGACGACUAA
Messenger RNA from Fulvia fulva, 1224 nucleotides. RefSeq lists its product as uncharacterized. Lineage: Eukaryota; Fungi; Ascomycota; Dothideomycetes; Mycosphaerellales; Mycosphaerellaceae. The transcript is spliced from 4 exons. Gene Ontology annotation, cellular component: cytoplasm. Bases 1 to 1224 code for a protein of 407 amino acids. The record is from RefSeq and is a predicted model, not a curated record.